This is a messenger RNA of Engraulis encrasicolus (European anchovy), 862 nucleotides long. RefSeq names its product protein (peptidylprolyl cis/trans isomerase) NIMA-interacting, 4 (parvulin) (gene pin4). Lineage: Eukaryota; Metazoa; Chordata; Actinopteri; Clupeiformes; Engraulidae. The coding region runs from base 137 to 535 and encodes 132 amino acids. Gene Ontology annotation, biological process: rRNA processing. Gene Ontology annotation, cellular component: nucleus. The transcript has 4 exons. Gene Ontology annotation, molecular function: DNA binding; peptidyl-prolyl cis-trans isomerase activity. The record is from RefSeq and is a predicted model, not a curated record.
UGAUCCAGGAGUAACACUCUCUGCCACUAGGCUUUGAGGGGACAGGCGUGAGUGAAUGAAAAGCUAGCUACUGUCUGAAUUUGUGGCUGUUAUAUUGGCUGUCCGAGUUCAUUUAUCGUUAAUAUCUUGAAAGGACAUGCCACCCAAAGGAAAAGGUGGUAAGGGUGGGAAAGGAGGUGGCGGAGGAGGUGGUGCGUCUGGCAGUGGCGACUCAGACAAGAAAGAGAAAGCCCAGAAAGGAGGCACAGCUGUCAAGGUCCGUCACAUCCUUUGUGAAAAACAUGGAAAGUGCAUGGAAGCCAUGGAGAAAAUCAAAUCCGGAGUGCGCUUCAGCGAAGUUGCUACACAAUACAGCGAAGACAAAGCCAGACAAGGGGGUGACCUGGGCUGGAUGACCAGAGGCUCGAUGGUGGGCCCUUUCCAGGAGGCUGCCUUCGCCUUGCCCACCAGCACCAUGGACAAACCCGUCUACACAGACCCGCCCGUCAAGACGAAAUUUGGUUAUCACAUCAUCAUGGUCGAGGGAAAAAAAUAGACGACCAGCCAACGCUGACUGUGCGUGUGUACAGUACAAUUGGACCAUAAUGCUCCCACAGCUCGCUCUAACAGUGGCCCAUUGUUGAGCAUUUUUAAUUUGCAUCUGAUUUGCAAAUUGACAGUUUUUUUUCUUCAAGGUGGUUUAGAAGCAAGAUUUUUUUCCCCACACAUGCUCUCUAACAGCAAGUACAUACAAGCAUUCGUAAAAUUCUUUCAUGGAUUAUAGGAAGUAGGUGAUUUCACAUCUAUUGCUGCAUAUGCAAUCUUCACUUCUGUCAGUUUUAUUAAAUAUUUCACAUACAUUAAAAUUGAUUGAUUUAUAUUG